GGACUGCAGCGCCAGACAGAGGCAUCCACGGUGCAGGAUGCUAUAUUAAGCAGUGCUGGGAUGGUGCUUUAUAUAGCACCGUGCAACCUACAUUGUAGCACUUAGGAAAUGAUUCCUCUUCAACAGACACGCUGCUGCUCUCUAUAGUGUUAAUGGAAUUCAAAUGACAAGGUCUUAGACGCUUAAUGAGAUUAGCACAAGCUGUUGGGAGCAGUUAAUGGCCUUUCCUGGUGUGGGUAAGUAAGGUUGACUAAUUGUCCAGGAGGUCCAGCUGACCCUGGCUUAGACAACAGGUGGUCUGUAUGAAAUGGACGCCUAUUAGGCUAGCACAUUGUUUGUUUUCUUAUUUUUUUUAAAUCCUUUCAUUUGAUAUGCACUACACCAUAGCAGGUAAUUUUGUGAAAUCAAUCUAUUUUUAAGUUGAUAUUUAGUGUGUGUGUGUGUGUGUGUGUGUGUGUGUGUGUGUGUGUGUGUGUGUGUGUGUGUGAGAGAGAGAGAGUCGGUGUGUGUGUGAAUGAGUGGGACUGACAGACAGAGAGAGAGACGUGGUAGAGCGAGCUCUGAAAGCCAUUACCUCCCGUGAUAGAGACACGCUGAAGGAGCCGUCAGUCUCGACUCGGACCACUGCAGAUCACUGAGGACCAUCGCUCGUCUGCUGCUGCUACAAAUCUCCUCUCCUGGAGAAAGACUCCACGCCGUCCCGGAUGUUUUCAGCCUCAGACGCCCCUGAGAUGAACCCUCCCAAUCCACACAGAAGCUUACUGAUGUCGCUCUCCUACGAUUACAACAUGCUUCCCAGUCAGGAUCUGAGGUCCUACUGGUUGUGUUCCCAGCAACACGCCUCAGCGGAUCCCACUGGGAUCCAUCCCCACCAACACCUGCAGGCCCUCCCUCCUCUUCCACGCCCCUCUCUGGUCGUCUCACCUCCCCCAUGCUUACGGUGGACCCAAUAUAGUAAUGCCCUGGAUUCUCUGUCCAUCACAGAACAGAGGGCACAAUCCUUUGUCCCCUUCACUGCUUCCCACAGAGCCUCUCAGGGCCUCACCCAGCCUAAGCCAGGGAAAUGGGGAGCGAUGCAUGUUUGCAUCGCCUGGCAGAUUCAUCGCCAUAAACAGAGGGUCGAGAAGUCGCUGAUGAAACCAUCAGAGUUUCCUUCUGUGACUGACAUGGCCGCGGCGAUACAAGAGAACAGGGACUCUGCCCAUUCCUCACCACCAAUUCCAGACGGCUCCCACGGCCGGUCCACGUCUCUGAAGAGGAGGGCGUCUGACUGUGAGGGGCGGACCCAGCCCCCCCUGCACCUCGCAGACCUACUGAGACAGGAGGAGGAGCAGACGGAGGAGAAGGAGACCGCCCGGGCACAGCCUCACACGGAAACCUCCCAGCAUGCAUCGAGAGCCGCUCACGGGCGUGCCAGCGAGUACGACGCCGGGCCCAGGCGGGGGUCCGGGGACUCGAGGAAACGGGGGCCUCACGAGAGUGACGGCGUGCGUCUUAAAGCCAUGAGGAUGAGGCACGGGGAACGUGAGGACUGUCGGGUCUUCACAGGGAAGAUGUUUCAGUCGGCUCCAGUGAACGGACCUCAGUAUUACCAGCCCUCACCCGGGUAUUACGCUACCGUGGGCGGAAUGGAUCCCAACACCCUCUACCCAACGCCUUCCUAUUCCCAGGGCAGAUUCCUACAACAGAACCAACAUGUCUUCCACCAAGCGGUGUUUAUGAAGCAGAACACUGAACUCCAGAACCUGGCCGGACAGUCCUUGUGACGCUGUGCACCCGGAGGUACACAUGGAUCCGUUUCAAACUAAAAGCCUCAUUGCUCCAGUGUUAGAACUUUUAUUUUGGAGAUCACGCAAGAAAGCGUCUUACUCAUUCCUUGAAACAUCAGUGCAUUAAAACUACUGUAUAUUUAUUUAAAUUUAACUGCCUUGGUCAGAUGUAUUACUGUGUUCCUCACCUUCCCCGAAUAAGACUGAUCGGACUCUGGGGGCUGGGUGAGGCUGCACACCUGUUGUACAUCAUGCAAUCAGUGUUCCAGGUUAAAUCAGCCAUCCCCACGGACUGCAGAGAUCUGCAUGGCAACAUGGACCAGUAUCAUUGUCUCCAAAAAUUACAAUAAACCGGCUUUCAACACCACCAACCUGCCUUCUUGUUUUGGCGGAGCCCAGAAAAGCCACCUAGGGGGAGUGUAGCAUGCAACAUUGCUACAUGCUCUCAUUAUAUUCAAAAUAAAAAGGAAAUCUUGAACCAACAUUGAAAAAGUUUGUUUUAAUGCUCAAAUAAAUAAAUCUCAAAUAACCAUCAAAACCGACCACUUUAUUGUACACCAUC
Messenger RNA from Gadus chalcogrammus (walleye pollock), 2331 nucleotides. RefSeq lists its product as uncharacterized. The transcript is spliced from 7 exons. Lineage: Eukaryota; Metazoa; Chordata; Actinopteri; Gadiformes; Gadidae. Bases 705 to 1766 code for a protein of 353 amino acids. The record is from RefSeq and is a predicted model, not a curated record.